UAACCCAAUCUAUACAAUCGCCAGCCACAGCUUUGCAAAUUUUCUCCCCUCUCUGAUUACCGAUACAAUAUAUCUAAAUCCAAAAUUAAAUCAAAAGCCCCUUUUCAGCUCUACGGAAGAAUUGAUGAUGCAUGGGGCAGUUUCAGUGUGUGUGGAUUGAGUAGAGCAACAGCAUGUGCACCGGCUCGGUUUCGGGUUCGGACUCGGAGUCGGGCUCGAAUGGUUGGAGCAAAGCCCCCGGAGUAGUGGUGAAGGCUCUGGUGUUAAUUGGCGGUGCGUUGCUGCUGAAGCGUUUCACCAAGUCCACCACUCGCUGGGACCACACUCGCAUCGUUGCGGACUCGCUCGCCGGUGAGAAGUUUUCGAGGGAGCAAGCUUCGAGGGACCCGGAGAAUUAUUUCAAUUUGAGAUGGCUUUCGUGCCCAGCUGCAGAAAUGGUGGAUGGUUCAAGGGUUUUGUACUUUGAACAGAUUUUCAAUUCAUUCUUUUGGUGGCAGGCAUUCUGGAGAACUCCUCACAAACCUUUCCGACAGAGGUUUUUCAUGGUAAAACCUUGUUCAAAGGAGAUGAAGUGUGAUGUUGAGCUGAGUACAUAUGCAAUCCGAGAUUCAGAGGAGUACAGGAACUUCUGUGAUCGGUCAAAGGACCAAAGGCCACAGCCUGAAGAAGUUAUCGGGGACAUUGCAGAACAUUUGACCACCAUUUAUCUCAAACGCUGUGAUCGAGGCAAGCGUUGUCUGUAUGAAGGUUCAACUCCUCCUGAUGGAUAUCCUAAUACAUGGAAUGGUGCAUCAUAUUGUACCUCGGAACUUGCUGUUUUGAAAAACAGCGAAAUACACACAUGGGACAGAGGCUAUGAUAAUGAUGGAAAUCAAGUUUGGGGUGUAAAGGGUGGUGCAUACGAGUUUAAACCUGCUCCAGCAUCAAGUUUUAGCGAUCCAUUUUCGUCUUUAAAUUUUCCUCCCCAGUUUAUGGAGAAACGUAUAGAGGGUUCAUUUGUCCUCCAAGAAUGAUCACUUCUUUGAUGGAUUAUAUUAUGUACAUUUAGUGUAACUUCUUGAAAUACCAGAGCAUACAUCCUUCUUUCUCCUACUUGUAUUUGCUCUCAGUAUUGUACAUAACACGUUUAAUUCUUUUGACUGACCCCUAAUUAGUAGAAGAAGAUGGAGCCCCUGAGAAUCCAUCUCAUCUUCACUAAUGACAAUGUAAUGAUUAUGAUUCAAGUUUUAAAAGCCUUUGCAGUAGGCUAUAUAUGGAUACCUCUAUUAUCAUUGAACUGA
This is a messenger RNA of Sesamum indicum (sesame), 1280 nucleotides long. RefSeq names its product crumpled leaf (gene CRL). The record is from RefSeq and is a predicted model, not a curated record. Gene Ontology annotation, biological process: protein-phycocyanobilin linkage. NCBI's taxonomy places the organism in Eukaryota, Viridiplantae, Streptophyta, Magnoliopsida, Lamiales, Pedaliaceae. Gene Ontology annotation, molecular function: lyase activity.